GACCAAACACACGCAAAAGAUUGGGGAAAUAGGAUCCGCGACACGUCUCGACCAAAAGCUUCCUUCCUCCGCCUCCACGAGGCUGCUCCUCCACCUGUCCGUGCGGCCACCCCUCCUCCCAGUGAACUGCGCGGCGACCUCCCCUGCCCAGACCUGAUCCCGCCGCGGCCCAGUCCGCAACGGUAUCCAACGGCCGGCCUGUUCCUCCUCUGCCGCCGAGUCGAGCGCCGCGAGGGCUGAUCUCGCGGAUUUUCGCCUGUUCCCGAGAGGCCAAUUGCGGAUAACUCGAGUAACUGCUAGUGCUACCAGGAAUCGUGUGGUGUGCUUUAUCUGUCUAGCUUGCCAAUCAUCUACAUAAAUUUCAAAGUGGGUUUACUUUCAGUCUGGAGGCUGAAAGAUAGGUUAACACUCUGCCAUCUGACCUUGUUCAUGCAUGCAUGGUUUGAAUGCUAACCACAAUUGAGUCCUGAAAAAGCAGACGCGGUGCACAUGCUUGCCGGCAGUAUGAAUAACGAUAACGAUAAUGUUAUUGACUUGAUAUCGGAUAGUGGUGAUGAUUUUGAUUCUGACUCUGACGAUCCAACUUCUACAAAUGUCACAUCUGGCGAGAAUGGCGGAGGGCAAUCAGUCUGCUUUCAGGACGAAGAUUUGUUGAGGAGCACUCCCUCUUCUUCCAGGUGUAAUAUAAAUGAUAAUGGUCAGUACAGAACUCUGCCACCUUCCUUCGCAAAUGGUAUUGAUAUUGAGAAAGCCCGUUAUACACUAGGUUCGGGGGACAGAACUUAUCCACAUUCAAAUUCGGGGCCAAGACACGAUUCUGGAAGGGCCUCUCUCUCGUCCAGUAGACUUGAUAUCGCAGUGAGGGAGCGUAAUGGUUUGGCAGUGGAUGCAAAUGGCAAUAACAAGAGGAUUCUUCCUUCAUCUUUUGCCAGUGGAAGCACGUCAAAAUCUACACAUCCAAGUGUUGCAAGUGAGAGCCGUAAACUCCCAUCACGUUUUACCAAUGGAAAUUCACAAAGGUUGGAUGAUAAUAGUAUAGGAACAAAUGAUGCCAAUGGCACUGGGCAGCCUUCAUCUUCAAGGUUCUCAAUCCGAAGCUACUCUGUGAGUAAUGCCCAGAAGGAUACCAUGGAAAAUGACGAUGAUGAUGUCUAUGUAUAUGAUAGUCCUAGUUCACAUAGGAUGCUGCCUGCAUCUUUUGGAGGCCAUAACUCUGCCAGUAACAAUGAACUUGCUAAUGUUAAUGACAUGCAAGCUCGUCCAAACCUAGAAAAUAGGUUUAUGGAUCCUGACGAGAGCGCAGUAUAUCAAGAGGCUCUUCAGAACAUUAGUCUGGAUAAAAGGGAAGAUGAUCUCGAUGAGGGUGUCUUAUCAGUAUCUCUGCUUAAGCACCAGAAAAUGGCAUUAGCUUGGAUGGUUUCGAAGGAGAAUAGUUCACAUUGUGCAGGAGGAAUUCUUGCAGAUGAUCAGGGUCUUGGGAAGACUGUGUCUACAAUUGCCCUUAUACUAAAACAGAAGAGUCAGCAGUCUAAGUUCAUGUGUGCUGAUUCAGAUCCUUUGAAAUCUGAAGCGCUAAACCUUGAUGAAGACGAUGAGGCAGUGACUGUUGUUGAUAAGGCGAAACAGUCUAUGAACGAUGAACCCAAGAAGGAUUUAGACGCUAGUUUAUCAACAGCAGCUAGUACUAGUGAUGUUAAACCAUCUAGUAGUCAUAUGGAUAUUGUUCCAAAUAGAAUUGUUGUUGAAAGCAAAGUUGAACGCAAGAAGACUAAAACAGGCACAUCAUCUGCAUCAUCGACCAUGCGAUCCAUGACAAGGCCAGCUGCAGGUACUUUAGUAGUAUGCCCUGCUAGUGUUCUUAAGCAGUGGGCUAAUGAAUUGAAUGACAAGGUUAGUCAAAGUGCUAGGUUAUCUGUUUUAGUCUACCAUGGUGGUGCAAGGACCAAAGAUCCAAGUGAGCUGGCAAAAUAUGAUGUCGUUGUCACGACAUACACAAUUGUGGCGAAUGAAGUGCCUAAACAGAAUGCUGAUGAUGACCAAGAUCAAAAGAAUGGGGAAGAAUCUUCUGUUGGUAAUAAAAGAAAACCACCAAGCAAAUCUAAGAAAAGGAAGAAGAAACUUAAGGAUUCAGAUAUUGACCUUGACAGUGGCCCAGUUGCCCGGGUACGGUGGUUUCGGGUGGUUCUUGAUGAAGCUCAGACGAUAAAAAAUUUCCGAACUCAAGUGGCUAAAGGCUGUUGUGGACUAAGAGCAAAAAGGAGAUGGUGCUUAUCAGGAACACCUAUACAAAAUUCAAUCGAUGAGCUCUACAGCUAUUUCCGUUUCUUGAAAUAUGAUCCAUAUUCUACAUAUAGCUCAUUUUGUACAAUGAUAAAGCACCCAAUUGCUAGAAAUGCAGUCCAUGGGUAUAAGAAACUACAAACUGUGUUGAGGAUAGUUCUCCUGCGUCGCACAAAAGAAACUAAGAUAAAUGGAGAACCGAUCAUAAACUUACCUCCAAAGACAAUUAAGUUGCAAAAGGUGGAUUUCACAAAGGAGGAGCGAGCUUUUUAUUUGACACUGGAAGAACGUUCUCGGCAACAGUUCAAGGAAUAUGCUGCUGCCGGAACAGUCAAACAAAACUAUGCCAAUAUCCUUUUAUUGUUGUUGCGCCUUAGGCAGGCUUGUGAUCAUCCUCUUCUUGUGAAGGGGCAUCAGUCGGUAUUUAAAGGCGAUGGUUCUAUAGAGAUGGCAAAACAACUUUCCAAGGAAAGGGUAAUAGAUUUGCUUGCAAGGCUGGAAGUAUCAGCGCUUUGUGCUGUAUGCCGUGACACACCUGAGGAUGCUGUUGUGGCGAUGUGUGGUCAUAUUUUCUGCUAUCAGUGUAUAUACGAGCGGAUAACAACUGAUGAAAACAUGUGCCCCGUCCCUAAUUGCAGAAACACGUUAAGUACUGAAUCAGUAUUUUCAUCAGGGACAUUAAAGAUUUGUAUCUCCGGCAAGACCAGUACUCAUGCGAUAGCGAGUUCAUCAGCAGACGAUGGGCUAUCUUCUAUCAGUCAAAGCAGUUACAUCUCCUCGAAGAUACAAGCGACCGUCGAUAUACUGAAUUCUAUCAUUAACAUGCAUGCUCUUACAGACAGUGAUACCAUUGAAUCAAAUCCAAACCGAGUAUCCCCUGUGAAAGCCAUUGUCUUCUCGCAGUGGACUGGCAUGCUGGAUUUGCUGGAGUUUUCACUGAACAGCAAUCUUAUACAGUACAGGAGACUAGACGGAACAAUGUCCCUCAAUUCAAGAGAUAAAGCCGUGAAGGAUUUUAACACCGACCCAGAGGUUAGAGUUAUGAUUAUGUCAUUGAAAGCGGGUAAUCUUGGUCUGAACAUGGUUGCUGCUUGCCAUGUAAUACUCCUUGAUCUUUGGUGGAAUCCUUAUGCUGAGGACCAGGCAAUUGAUAGAGCACACAGAAUUGGUCAGACUCGUCCUGUCACUGUCUCUCGUCUAACCAUUACAGAUACAGUGGAAGAUCGUAUUUUAUCUCUGCAGGAGGAAAAGAGAGCGAUGGUCAACUCUGCUUUCGGUGAAGACAAAUCCAGUGCCCACGCUACUCGGCUCACUGUAGAUGAUCUGAGGUAUCUGUUUAGGAUAUGAUUGGGAGGAGGAGAUGAUCCCUUGUUGCGUUGCUAGCUUUGGAAAGCGUCAAAGUGGUGGCAGCAUGUACGUUGCUUGCAAUCUACCUAUGUCUCUCCCUGCCCCGCCGAGGAUCCAGUUUUGUCAUGCUCCGAUCGAUCCUACAUGUGACAUCGGAUGGCCAGCUAGCUAGCAUGUCUAGUGUAACGUACUUGUGUCCCUGAGACGGGCCGUCUAGUGUAACUGCCAUACCCCGCCCUGUAGGAGAAUUCUUGUGUGCUCUGUUCCCUGUGAUGACAGGAGAGAUCCAUAUGUAUAGUGUGUCAUUGACUCGUUGUACUGUGGCCAUUUACUUUUUCCUUUUUUGCAA
Molecule: messenger RNA, 3976 nt
Organism: Triticum urartu
Lineage: Eukaryota; Viridiplantae; Streptophyta; Magnoliopsida; Poales; Poaceae
Product: helicase-like transcription factor CHR28
Biological process (GO): DNA repair
Cellular component (GO): nucleus
Molecular function (GO): ATP-dependent activity, acting on DNA; ATP binding; metal ion binding
Source: RefSeq, a predicted model, not a curated record